GCUUUUCCUCCCUAAGUAACUCAUGCUGCUCGAAAACGAUUCGGCAGCAGUUGAGUUCGAGGCUCGCCCAAGUCCACAUCUUCUUCCGAUUCGUUGCGAGCCGGGAAUAGAGGAGCUAAUUUUAAUUCAAUUCAAUUCAUCUUUUAACCGAUCGUGAUUGAAGCUAUUAGCAAACAGUGCUUACUCUCUCAUUCAGCGACUUAGCAAUGGAAAUGGUGGAAACUGGUGCAGUGAAUGUGGACAUGAAUGCUUCCGAAAAGUCACCCCAAAAAAGAGGCGCCGACAUUAACUAUGGGAUCGACGAUGCGCCACCUUGGUACCUCAGCAUCUUUAUGGCUUUGCAGCACUACCUCACAAUGAUCGGGGCGAUCGUGUCCAUACCGUUCAUACUUACUCCGGCACUGUGCAUGGAAGAUGAAGAUCCAUCUCGAGGGAUAAUAAUUUCUACAAUGAUUUUUGUUACCGGUUUAGUGACAUACAUUCAAGCUACCUGGGGAUGUCGUCUUCCAAUUGUUCAAGGAGGAACAAUUUCCUUUCUAGUACCUACGUUAGCGAUCUUGAACCUACCGCAAUGGCAAUGUCCCGAAAAAGACGUAAUCGCUGCCAUGAGUCCAGACGAUAAAAGUGAACUGUGGCAGAUAAGAAUGCGAGAACUUUCCGGAGCGAUUGCAGUUUCUGCACUAUUUCAAGUUUUCAUCGGCUACACAGGAUUGGUUGGGAAGCUCCUGAAGAUUAUAACUCCAUUAACCAUAGUGCCUACCGUAUCUCUGGUAGGUUUGACCCUAUUCUCGCAUGCUAGCGAAACAGCGUCAAAGCAUUGGGGAAUAGCUGCUGGAACGAUCCUGCUGAUGACAUUAUUUUCGCAAGCCAUGACCAACGUGCAGGUACCGACUCUAAAAUAUCGCAAGGGGCACGGCGUGGAGGUUGGCUGGUUUCCAUUAUUUAAGCUUUUCCCGGUAUUGCUAACGAUUAUAAUCAUGUGGUCAUUGUGUGCGGUGCUCACGGCAACCAAUAUCUUCCCAGAAGGUCAUCCAGCACGCACAGAUGUUCGUUUGCGAGUGCUUCAAGAUGCGUCGUGGUUCCGCAUACCAUACCCAGGCCAGUUCGGAGCACCAACAGUUACCUUAGCCGGUGUCUUGGGAAUGUUAGCCGGAGUUUUGGCGUGCACCGUGGAAUCCAUUAGCUACUAUCCAACUGUUUCGCAAAUGUGUGGCGCUCCUCCACCUCCACUGCACGCCAUUAACCGUGGUAUUGGAAUGGAGGGCAUCGGUACAGUAUUGGCUGGCUUGUGGGGAUCCGGAAACGGAACUAACACAUUUGGCGAAAACGUUGGCGCCAUCGGCGUUACGAAAGUAGGCAGUAGACGCGUUAUCCAAUGGGCCGCUCUGAUCAUGAUACUUCAAGGAGUCCUGAAUAAAUUUGGUGCCGCUUUCAUUAUGAUUCCAGAUCCAGUGGUUGGUGGAAUAUUCUGUGUUAUGUUUGGUAUGAUAGCUGCAUUUGGUUUAUCUGCCUUACAAUACGUAGAUCUACGUUCUGCGCGAAACCUGUAUAUCUUGGGACUAUCGAUCUUUUUCCCGCUAGUUUUGUGUUUGUGGCUGAAAGAUCACCCUGAUUUCAUUCAAACUGGAAAUCAAACAUUAGACUCGACGCUAUCAGUACUACUUGGAACGAGUAUUCUCGUUGGCGGAUGUCUUGGAUGCAUUUUAGACAAUCUAAUACCAGGGACUCCCGAGGAACGUGGAUUGAAAGCAUGGAGUAAUGAAAUGGCACUUAACGUCGAUAGCAUAGUCAAUGACGGAACACGGUCGACAUUCGAUUUCCCCUAUGGAAUGCAGUUAUUGAGAAGCUGGAAAUGGACUAGAUUCGUGCCUUUCUUACCUACAUAUAAAAUGAAGCUAUAGGUCACGACAGUGUUGAUAAAAACGCCAAGCCACCUUUUAUUUUCAGUUUUAUCUGGUUUAUUGAUUAAAUAGAACUCCUUGUUUUCAAAUAAAGUGUAAUACAUGUGAAAUAUUCUAAUGAGCUUUACUGCUUUAAAAUAAAGAUGAACCAAAGUUACA
Aedes aegypti (yellow fever mosquito) is the source of this 2060-nucleotide messenger RNA. Its product is annotated as solute carrier family 23 member 2. Bases 207 to 1901 code for a protein of 564 amino acids. Gene Ontology annotation, molecular function: transmembrane transporter activity. The transcript is spliced from 4 exons. Gene Ontology annotation, biological process: transmembrane transport. NCBI's taxonomy places the organism in Eukaryota, Metazoa, Arthropoda, Insecta, Diptera, Culicidae. Gene Ontology annotation, cellular component: membrane. The record is from RefSeq and is a predicted model, not a curated record.